UGGACAAGUUCUUUGGUGCCAAGUUCAGGCACAGGUCCAAGGACAAGAGUCCCGGUUCAGUUUAGAUAAUUGUUUCGGUUUCUUAGUCGGUUGAUAGUUUCCUUUAGGGACAAGUUAGCUAAAUUAGGGAGGUUUGUUAGUUUCGGGCUCUUAUAAGGAGCACGGCAAGAUCUUUUGUAAUCAAGGAAGAAGUAGAUCAGAAUUCUCAGAGCCUCCAGCGUGAGGGCGAGAUUCAUCUACUUCAACCUAUAUCAUCAAUAAAGCCAGCAAUUUAGCCAUAACAUCUCUGGUAUCAAACAGGAAGUUCCUGCUCCUCGCCGGAAGAACCAAUCUGUGCCGAGAUCCCUUUCUCUGCGCCCACCACCCCACCAUCCCCUGCGCGCCGCUAAACCCACCGCUUUUCCGCAGCCAUGGGCGACGACAGCAACAAGUUCGUCACCAAGGAGGAGUUUCAGGAUGCCGUCGACAAGAUGAUCGCCAAGAUGGGCGAAAUUGGCAACAAGAUCGACAAUGAAGUCACCUCCAUCAAGUUGGAACAGGGGUGUUUCUCGAGCUCCCUGAACAACAUCCAGACGCAGGUGCUGGAGAAGAAGGGUGCGUUCUCCUCUGACGGGUCCUCUGGUUCCGAAAGUCCUGCUCCUGUCCACAAGCUCAGAUUUACCAAGUACGAGGGCUCUGAAGACCCGCUGGGUUGGCUCCACAAGGCGGAGCAAUUCUUCUGCUCCCAGGGCACCCCAGAGGAUCAGAAAGUCUGGAUGGCAUCCUUCUACAUGGAAGGAGCUACCCAGCAAUGGUAUUACCGGCUCGAGAAGAACGGCGGUGGCGCUCCGACAUGGGACAAAUUCGUCGAAGGCGUGAACAAGCGUUUCGGGCCCCCCGUCCGCAGUAAUCCUCUCGGCGAAUUGACGCAUCUCCGACGAACGGGAUCCGUGGAUGAAUAUCAGGAUCAAUUUCUCAAAUUGCUCACCAGAUGCGACGGAAUCACAGAGCGGCAGCAAAUUGACAUAUUCACGGCGGGCCUUGGCAAUCCGAUGCGCAUCGAUGUGGAGAUGCAGAAGCCCGAGUCAUUCGAGGAUGCCAUGGCUUUAGCGCGGGCGUACGAGCGACGACCGGCCAUCGACGACAACACCUCGGGCGCCCUUGUCCCGGCCCGCACCACGUCGCGCCCAGCGGGACGCGUCACGCCGCCAUCACCCAAGACACCGCUUGCUGCGUCCUCAAGCAGCGGCACAUUGCCGGCAACGCCGGGCGCCCCUGUCAAAGCCCCGCCCCGUAGUGCUCGAUUCACGCGCUUGACGCCUGAGGAGAUGGCGCAACGUCGUUUGGAGGGGCGGUGCUUCAAUUGCCCAGAAAAAUUCACUCCAGGGCAUCAUAAAGAGUGUUCCUUCCGCGGCAUCUACAUGCUGGAAAUUGACGAAGACGAUGGUGUCGAGGAUGAAGGGGAACCGCAGAUAUCCCUCUUCGCCAUGACCGGGAGCAAGGCAGGCGGUACCAUACAGUUGGCCACAACCAUCGCCAAUACUACCAUGCCGGCGCUAGUCGACUCAGGAUCGACCAACUGCUUCAUCUCAACGGCGACAGCAGCCCGUCUUGGGCUUACUCCAUCACCCUGUCCAGGCAUGACAGUCGGUGUCGCGAACGGCGACCGCGUCCCCACCUCCGGCAUCUGCAUGGCGACACUAAUCAGGAUCGGCAAUGAGCUUUUCUCCUUGGACAUUUAUGUCAUCCCAUUGGAGGGGUAUGAGCUCGUCCUUGGCUGCCAGUGGUUGCGUACACUUGGGCCAAUUGUCUGGGACUUCGACCUCAAGACCAUGUCCUUCUGGCGCGUCGAUCAUCACGUGAAGUGGUUCGGUGUGGGCACUGACAAGACACACUGCUCGUCCCUGAUCGCCGCCCAUGAUCUUCUCAAGCUGUUGCUGGAAGAAUUCAGCGACAUAUUUGCUGGACCCACCGGCCUUCCGCCUCAGCGCCACUUCGACCACCGUAUUCAUUUGCUGCCGGAGACAGAACCGGUGGUUGUUAGGCCUUACAGAUACCCCCAGCUUCUCAAGGAUGAAAUUGAGCGCCAAGUGGCAGAUAUGUUGCGCUUAGGUGUUAUCCGGGCCAGCACUUCAGCAUUCUCUUCUCCGGUGCUGCUGGUUCACAAGAAGGACGGCACAUGGCAUUUCUGCGUCGACUACAGAGCGCUGAAUUCCAAGACGGUGCGUGAUGUCUUUCCCAUCCCCGUCGUCGAUGAGUUGCUGGAUGAGCUUCGGGGCGCCCGCUUCUUCACCAAGUUGGACCUGCGGAGUGGCUAUCAUCAGGUGCGGAUGCACCCGGAUGACAUAGCCAAGACGGCUUUCCGGGCGCACCACGGCCACUUUGAAUUCCUUGUCAUGCCCUUCGGCUUGACGAACGCACCGUCGACCUUCCAAUCCUUGAUGAAUGAGGUUCUUCGCCCUUUUCUCCGCCGCUCAGUCCUUGUUUUCUUUGACGACAUCUUAAUCUACAGCAAGACAUGGUCGGAGGAUCUCCAACACGUUCGUGCAGUCCUACAAGUACUACGAGACAAUUCUCUUUUUUUGAAGAAGUCCAAGUGCAUUUUUGCUGAGGAGAAGGUGCAUUACCUGGGCCAUGUUAUUUCUGUUGCUGGUGUCGCUAUGGAUGAGUCUAAAGUUGAUGCAGUACAAGCAUGGCCAGUACCCAAAACCCUUCGGGCAUUACGUGGAUUUUUGGGGUUGACGGGAUACUAUCGCGAAUUCAUUGCUAACUAUGGUGUCAUUGCUGCUCCCCUUACUGCACUAAUGAAGAAGGAAGCCUUUCGUUGGUCGCCGAAUGCUACUGAGGCUUUCAAUGCCCUCAAGAUGGCUCUCACCACAACACCUGUUCUUCAGUUGCCUGAUUUUAGUCAGGAAUUUGUGGUGGAUUGCGAUGCUUCAGGGACUGGAUUUGGUUCUGUUCUUCAUCAAAGUCAAGGGCCAAUUGCUUUCUUCAGCCGAACUGUUGCUCCUCAGCACAGGAAAUUGGCAGCCUAUGAGAGGGAACUCAUUGGUCUUGUUCAAGCUGUCCGUCACUGGCGACCAUAUCUCUGGACGAGGGAAUUCACUAUAAGAACAGAUCAUUGCAGUCUUAAGUACCUUCUUGAUCAGCGCCUUUCUACUAUUCCUCAGCAUACAUGGGUGAGUAAGCUAUUUGGGUACGUGUUCAAGGUUGAGUACAGACCUGGCAAGCAGAACCGUGCAGCUAAUGCUUUGUCUCGCCGUGACGAGGUUUCCAUGUCCCAUGCUCUAUCUUUGUCUCAACCUGAAUUUGAGCUAUUUGAGGAAUUCAGAGCUGAAGCAGCUACACUUCCUGAGAUUGAGGCUAAGCGCCAUGAGAUCGCAGAUGGAACAACAGGUGCAGCUGGACCUUGGUUGAUGAUUUUGUCAUGCAUCGUGGGCGGAUUUUUGUUCCAUCUUCCUCUCAUCUCUGGCUGCAGCUCCUGGAAACUGCUCAUGGCAUUGGCCACGAAGGUGUGCAGAAGACCUUGCAUCGUCUUCGGGCUUCGUUCUAUAAUCCAGGUGCUGCUAAAUUGGUUCGUGAAUAUGUUCAGAGCUGCCAGGUAUGUCAAAGAAGUAAAACUGAGCAUUUACAUCCUGCUGGUCUGCUACAUCCACUUGAUGUCCCUUCAACCAUAUGGAGUGACAUUGCCAUGGAUUUUGUGGAAGGAUUACAUGAAGACUACUUAUGACAAGGCUCAUAGGGAGGUUGAAUUUGCUGUAGGAGAAUGGGCAUGGCUUCGUCUCCAUAAUCGCCACGCUGCCGGCAUUACAUCAGGUGGCAAUCAGAAGCUAGCUCCACGUUACUAUGGCCCAUUUCAGGUUCUGGAGCGGGUAGGCAAUGUGGCCUAUCGUCUUAAAUUGCCUCCCAAAGCUCGGAUUCAUGAUGUUUUCCACGUUGUCUUUCUCAAGAAACAUAAUGGAGCACCACCUGUAGAGAUUAUGCCUCUCCCAGCUAUUGCUCAUGGCUGGGCAUUGCCUACACCAGCUGCUGUUUCUCAUGCAAAGCCUAAUGGUCAUUCUUGGGACAUUCUGGUACAAUGGGUUGGCAGAGGACCUGCUGAAGCUACAUGGGAAGCAUUGGAGUCCUUCAAGGAGCGCUACCCAGAUUUUCAGCUUGAGGACAAGCUGUUUUCCCAGGAGGGCGGAAGUGUUAUGGACAAGUUCUUUGGUGCCAAGUUCAGGCGCAGGUCCAAGGACAAGAGUCCUGGUUCAGUUUAG
Molecule: messenger RNA, 4238 nt
Organism: Panicum virgatum (switchgrass)
Lineage: Eukaryota; Viridiplantae; Streptophyta; Magnoliopsida; Poales; Poaceae
Exons: 2
Coding region: 411-4238 (1275 amino acids)
Source: RefSeq, a predicted model, not a curated record